Molecule: messenger RNA, 2686 nt
Organism: Patella vulgata (common limpet)
Lineage: Eukaryota; Metazoa; Mollusca; Gastropoda; Patellidae
Product: putative ankyrin repeat protein RF_0381
Exons: 2
Molecular function (GO): protein binding
Source: RefSeq, a predicted model, not a curated record
UUAUUGGUGGAGGCAGGGGCGGAUAUUAAUCUACAAGAUUUUAAUGGGACAACGCCCAUCCAACUGGCUGCUGAAUGUGGUACGCAUACGAUAGAUCAAUUUACUUCAGUAGGCAUUGUUAAGAAGAUGAUAGAGACUGGGGCUGAUAUUCACAAAUGUAAUAAUCUGUUGUGUAGAGCAAUCAGUGGUGGACAUUAUAAGGCCGCUUCAUUACUUAUUGAACACAGCAUCGAUGUUAAUACAGUGGACGAAAAUGGCGAUGAUCCCCUUGCUCUUGCCUCCGAAAAAGGUAAAUUAGAACUAGUGACAUUGUUGACAUCAACAGAUUGUGAUAUAAAUCACCAGAAUCUAAAAGGAGAAACGGCGUUGCACAAAGCUAUACAAGUGUCAAGAUAUUCUGCUAAUUAUGAAGACAAGGAGAAAAUAAUAAAAAUGUUACUACAGAAUGGGAUGAACGUCAAUCUUAGUGACGUCGAUGGACUAACGGCCUUGUUCAUAGCAGUAGGUAAUAGAGAAAGAUCUAUUACCGAAGAAUUAUUGAAGGCUGGUGCUGAUGUAAACCACUGUGAUAACAGAGGAACAACCCCAAUGAUGAUCGCAGUUAAAAAUAAGGAUAAUGUUAUAGCAAAUAUUGUACUACAAGCUGGUGCCGAUCUGAAACCGAAAGAUGUAUUGGGUAGAAAUGCGCUAUACCUUGCAGUACUCUUGAAAGUUUCACUGGAUUUAGAUGUUUUACUUAAAUAUUCAAAUUUGAGAAGUGAAGCAGAUAACGCCACAGAUGAGGAAGGCAAAACAUCUUUAAUGGCGACAGCAGAAAGAGGACCUAAACCUAUGGUAGAAACACUACUCAAUGUUGGUUGUAAUAUCAACCUACAAGAUCAUUGUGGUAAGACGGCAUUGAUGUUUGCUGUUGACAACCAGGAUGAAACUAUUUUAUCACUUCUACUACAGAAUGGUGCAGACUAUAAUAUUUGUGAUGCCGAUGGCAGAACAGCGUUGCUGUUGGCAGCAGAAAGAGGACCUAAAGACAUAGUAGAAAAACUACUCAUUGCUGGCUGUAAUAUCAACUUACAAGACCAUCGUGGUAAGACGGCGUUGAUGUUUGCUGUAGACAACCAGCAUGAAACUAUUUUAUCACUUCUAUUACAGAAUGGUACAGACUAUAAUAUUUGUGAUAACAAUGGCCAAACAGCGCUGAUAGUGGCAGUACAGAAACAAAAAGAAAUUCAUUGUGAGGAUUUACUGAAAGCUGGGGCUGAUGUUAAUUUGAGUGAUAACGAUGGAAAUACAACUUUGUUGAUUGCAGUCCGGUUGAAUAACAGGAAGAUUGUAAAUGGUUUACUGAAAGCUGGAGCCGAUGUUAAUCUGAGUGAUGAUAAUGGAAAGACGGCUUUGAUGGCAGCGGCACGGAACCAUAACAGAUCUUUUUUAGAAUGUUUACUUAAUGCUGGAAGAUCUCAUAUGGUAUCUCGUUACAGAAAAUUGUUCUCUCAGAGGUUUGGAUCUUUCAAAUGUCAAAGAUAAAUUUCACUUUUCCGAUAUCUUGAGGCUUUCUAAAAAAUAUUUUGAAAGCGGUGCACCGAAGAGUGAAAUAGAGAAAAUGAUUUCGAUGUCGUCGGUCUUAAAUACUGGAGAAUCUGAAGAUAAACAACAGCUUGGUAAUUUCCGCGAUUUCUGUAAAUCAAGAAGUUUGAAGUCAAGAUGUAGAAGAGAAAUCAGAAACUGUAUCGGAUCAGGAAUCAGCAGUAAAAUAACACAAGUUGGUUUACCACAACGUCUACAAGAUUAUGUCGUCAUGAAAGACCUGAUACCCGAGAAAUACUUUACUCUUGUAAUAAACGAUAAAGAUGACGACACAAGGACCGAUAAUACUACGUCGCCAGUGUCUGUAUUCACGACUUCCAACUUUCUUCCCAUUUAUGGCAAUUAUGAAUCAAAUUACAAUUAUUUUUAUGAUCCUUCUGACCGAAGACUUUAUGACCGUAACUUUGAGCAGAUCUAACAUAUUAGAUCAGGUUUUCCAGUGUAGGAUCUACAGUAAUUCUUUUUAUCAUUAUCUUAGAUCAGGUUAUCCAGUCUGUGUGCUAAGUAACUCAUGAUUUAGUUAGAUGUUGCUUCUCAAUUAAGAAGAUUAUGUUAGAAAUGUGUGCCGUUAUUUUGUAUUUGAAAGGAAACUGUGUUUGACAUAUUACCGCUGUUUUACUUUAAGUAAAUCAACAUGCCCUUUAAAUAAAGUCUAAAGGCAGCUACUAUCCUACGGUGAUAAUACUGCUCACAUUAAUUUAAUGGGUGAUAGUUUCGUACAGUGUUUAAGGCGUUGAAAGCUGAAAUUCGCUGAAGAGUUGGCUGAAACGUCACUGUACGGACAAUAUUUCUCUUAUUAAUCCAUAUAUAACCGCACAAAAUCCAUUAGAAGCUUAGCUUUAUGAAAGGCAAAGAAUCACGCCCCCCCCCCCCGAGCCAGCAAUCUUUUAAUAAUUCGAAAUCUACUUUGUUUAAACCAUUUUUUUAAAAUUGCAUGUCCUUGUAAGAACUGCCUGGAUUCAUUUCUUGUGGGACCCACAAAACUCCAGUUACGUGAAGUAAUGGAACAAUCCUUUAUUCUACAAUCCUGUGUUCAGCUCAAAUACAAACAAGGCUACCUUCGUUUUACAAUAUGUCAGGAUAAAUUACCUGGGUUAGUUUU